GCAGCCCGCCCGCCGCCGACUGGGGGAAUGCGAGCCGGGCGCGGCGGCGCGGCGGCGUAGAGCUGUCAGCCCGGCCCCGGCCGCGCUUCCCCUCGCCCCAGCGGCCGCCAGCAGCCCCGCGCGCGCCAGCACGUGCGCCGGCCCGAGCCCCGCCGACGGCCGCGGAGCAUGCCCGGGGGCGCCCGGCGGCUCGUCCGAGGCCAGCUCGCGGCGGCGGCCCAGCGCGGCGGAGGACGGAGCCCGCGGCCGCGCCGAGCGGGGAUGCGAGCUCGUGCAGCCCUCCCGACACCUCCUGGGGCCUCCUCCCGCCAGGGGCUGCCACUGAGCCUGCUCAGACACUCCCUCAAGGGGUCCUCGGUGAAUUCUGUCAUGGUCAUUUAAGGAACCUUGCCUAGAAGUCGCCAGCUUGCAGUUCCCAUCAACGGGAAGGCCUGGACUCCAAGAUGAUCAUAAAGGAAUACCGGAUCCCCCUGCCAAUGACCGUGGAGGAGUACCGCAUCGCCCAGCUCUACAUGAUCCAGAAGAAGAGCCGCAACGAGACGCACGGCGAGGGCAGUGGUGUGGAGAUCCUGGAGAACCGGCCCUACACGGACGGCCCGGGCGGCUCCGGGCAGUACACGCACAAGGUGUACCAUGUGGGCAUGCACAUCCCGGGCUGGUUCCGCUCCAUCCUGCCCAAAGCGGCGCUGCGCGUGGUGGAGGAGUCCUGGAACGCCUACCCCUACACCCGCACCAGGUUCACUUGCCCUUUCGUGGAGAAAUUCUCCAUCGACAUUGAAACCUUCUAUAAAACGGAUGCUGGUGAAGACCCCGACGUGUUCAGCCUGACCCCCGUGGAAAAGAACCAGCUGACAAUAGACUUCAUCGACAUCGUCAAGGACUCCGUCCCCCCCAACGAGUACAAGACAGAAGAGGACCCCAGGCUGUUCCAUUCAACCAAGACCAAGCGGGGACCCCUGUCUGACAACUGGAUCGAGGAGUACAAGAAGGACGUCUUCCCUGUCAUGUGCGCCUACAAGCUGUGCAAGGUGGAGUUCCGCUACUGGGGCAUGCAGUCCAAGAUCGAGAGGUUCAUCCAUGAUACUGGCCUGCGGAGGGUGAUGGUGCGGGCCCACCGGCAGGCCUGGUGCUGGCAGGACGAGUGGUACGGCCUGAGCAUGGAGAACAUCCGGGAGCUGGAGAAGGAGGCGCAGCUCAUGCUCUCCCGCAAGAUGGCCCAGUUCACUGAGGACGGCGAGGCCGUGGAGUGCACCCCGGAGGACGCUGCCCAGGACCAGGCCUCCAGGGAGCCCCCGGAGCCCAGCAGCAGCAACGGGGAGCCCCUGGUGGGGCGGGGCCUGAGGAAGCAGUGGUCCACGUCCUCCAAGUCCUCGCGGUCAUCCAGGCGAGGAGCCAGUCCUUCCCGCCACAGCAUCUCGGAGUGGCGGAUGCAGAGCAUCGCCAGGGACUCGGAUGAGAGCUCCGAUGACGAGUUCUUCGACGCCCACGAGGACUUGUCUGACACGGAGGAAAUGUUCCCCAAGGACAUCACCAAGUGGAACUCCAAUGACCUCAUGGACAAGAUUGAGAGCCCCGAGCUGGAGGACACUCAGGAUGGUCUGUACAGGCAGAAUGCCCCCAAGUUCAGUGUGGCCUCCAGUGUGGAGCAGCUGAACAUCAUCGAGGACGAGGCCAGCCAGCCGCUGGCGGUGCCGCCCUCCAAGACACACGUGCUGCUGCUGGUGCUGCACGGGGGCACCAUCCUGGACACGGGCGCCGGGGAGCCCAGCGCCAAGCAGGGCGACGCCAACACCAUCGCCAGCGUGUUCGACACCGUCAUGCGCGUGCACUACCCCAGCGCCCUGGGCCGCCUCGCCAUCCGCCUGGUGCCCUGCCCGCCCAUCUGUUCCGACGCCUUUGCCCUUGUCUCCGACCUCAGCCCCUACAGCCACGAUGAGGGCUGUCUGUCCAGCAGUCAGGACCACAUCCCCCUGGCCGCCCUGCCCCUGCUGGCCACCUCCUCGCCCCAGUACCAGGAGGCGGUUGCCACGGUGAUUCAGCGGGCCAACCUCGCCUACGGGGACUUCAUCAAGUCCCAGGAGGGUGUGACCUUCAACGGGCAGGUCUGCCUGAUCGGGGACUGCGUCGGGGGAAUCCUGGCAUUCGAUGCCUUAUGCUACAGCGGCCAGACGGUGUCCGAAAGCCAGAGCAGCAGCCGCCGGGGCAGCGUGGUCAGCGUGCAGGACACUGACCUGCUGUCCCCGGACAUCCUGGUGGACUCGGCGCAUGGCCCCGGCAGCGGCGGUGGGGGCAGCGGGGCGAGCGGCUCCGGCCUGGAGGGCAGCCGGCACCUGAGCCGCAGCAACGUGGACAUCCCGCGCAGCAACGGCACCGAUGACCCCAAGAGGCAGCUGCCCCGCAAGAGGAGCGACUCAUCCACCUACGAGCUGGACACCAUCCAGCAGCACCAGGCCUUCCUGUCCAGCCUCCACGCCAGCGUGCUGCGGGCCGAGCCCGGCUCCCGCCGCUCAAGCAGCCCCACCGCGCUGGACAGCGCCGGCGCCCUGGGCAGGCUGGACUUCGAGAUUGCCGACCUCUUCCUCUUCGGCUGCCCGCUGGGGCUGGUCCUGGCCCUGAGGAAGACCGUCAUCCCCACGCUGGACGUCUUCCAGCUGCGGCCCGCCUGCCAGCAAGUUUACAACCUGUUCCACCCCGCGGACCCCUCCGCCUCACGCCUGGAGCCUCUGCUGGAGCGGCGCUUCCGUGCCCUGCCGCCCUUCAGCAUCCCUCGCUACCAGCGCUACCCGCUGGGGGACGGCUGCUCCACGCUGCUGGUCGAGACCGUGCAGAGAAACCCCGAGCUGCUCCUGGAGGGCGGGCCCCUGGCCCCCCUCCCACACGGGGACGGCUUCCUGGAAACCAGCAUCCCUGUGCCCACGCCCAGCGGGCAGGACGGGCCCCGCCAGAGCCCGGGCUGUGCUGAGUCCGACGUGCUCCAGUCCCAUGGCACGGUCUUCCAGGAGAACGCCACCCCCUCAUCGCCUGGCACAGCCCCCAGCGGCCGCGGCUUCCGCCGAGCCAGUGAGAUCAGCAUCGCCAGCCAGGUGUCGGGCCUGGCCGAGAGCUACACGGUGUCCAGCACUGCCCAGAAGGCCCCAGUGCUGCUCAGCCACACCCCCAGCGUCAGGCGCCUGUCCCAGCUCGCCCUGCCCCCCCCGCCCCACACCACCCCGGGCCCCCACUUGCAGGCUGGGCAGCCCAGCCCCAGCCUGGAGAGGGCCCCCUGCCUCCCCGGCCUGGACAUCGGAGAAGUUGCUGCAAAGUGGUGGGGUCAGAAGCGGAUCGACUGCGCCCUGUACUGCCCGGACGCCCUGACGGCCUUCCCCACCGUGGCCCUGCCCCACCUCUUCCACGCCAGCUACUGGGAAUCCACCGACGCGGUCUCCUUCCUGCUGAGACAGGUCAUGAGGCACGACAAUUCCAGUAUCUUGGAGCUGGAUGGCAAGGAAGUGUCAGUGUUCACGCCGUCAAAGCCCCGGGAGAAAUGGCAGCGCAAGAGGACCCACGUGAAGCUGCGGAACGUGGCAGCCAAUCACCGGAUCAGUGACGCACUGGCCAAUGAGGACGGCCCCCAGGUGCUGACCGGCCGGUUCAUGUAUGGGCCCCUGGACAUGGUCACCCUAACUGGGGAGAAGGUGGACGUGCACAUCAUGACGCAGCCGCCCUCGGGCGAGUGGCUGUACCUGGAUACGCUGGUGACCAACGGCAGCGGGCGCGUCUCCUAUACCAUCCCCGAGUCGCAGCGCCUGGGGGUGGGCGUCUACCCCAUCAAGAUGGUGGUCAGGGGCGACCACACGUUUGCCGACAGCUACAUCACCGUGCUGCCCAAGGGCACAGAGUUUGUGGUCUUCAGCAUCGACGGCUCCUUUGCCGCCAGCGUGUCCAUCAUGGGCAGCGACCCCAAGGUGCGGGCCGGGGCCGUGGACGUGGUGCGGCACUGGCAGGACCUGGGCUACCUCAUCAUCUAUGUGACGGGCCGGCCCGACAUGCAGAAGCAGCGGGUGGUGGCCUGGCUGGCCCAGCACAACUUCCCCCACGGCGUGGUGUCCUUCUGCGACGGGCUGGUGCACGACCCGCUGCGGCACAAGGCCAACUUCCUCAAGCUGCUCGUCUCGGAGCUGCACCUGCGCGUGCACGCGGCCUACGGCUCCAGCAAAGACGUGGCGGUCUACAGCUCCCUCAGCCUGUCCCCCAUGCAGAUCUACAUCGUGGGGCGCCCCACCAAGAAGCUGCAGCACCAGUGCCAGUUCAUCACCGACGGCUACGCGGCUCACCUGGCCCAGCUCAAGUACAACCACCGGGCCGCGGCCGGCCCGCAACGCCGCCACCCGCACUGGCGGCUGCGCAAGGGCAGCUUCGGCCUGCCGGGCCAGGGCGACUUCCUGCGCUCCAGGAACCACCUGCUGCGCACCAUCUCGGCCCAGCCGGUCGGGCUCGGCCACCGGCACGAGCGGACGCAGAGCCAGGCGGAGGGCGAGCGUGGGCAGCGCAGCAUGAGCGUGGCCGCCGGCUGCUGGGGCCGCGCCAUGGCCGGCCGGCUGGAGCCGGGGGCCGCCGCGGGCCCCAAGUAGGGCCAGCGGCCGCGAGGCGCCGCGGGGUCUCCAUGGUUGCUAGGGCCGGGCGGCCAGCCCCGCGGGAGGCCUGGCCCGGCACGCGGCCUUUGGCUGGGGACAAGCACAGACUCGGGCCUGAGGAUGGCAGCCCGGAACUCGUCCCAGGGUCGUGCCCACCCAGACCUCCCCACCCUGCUUCUUGUCAGAGGCUGGGAACGGUUCCACUGGGUCUGGGAAGCUGGAAGCACCACCGGCUGGGGCAGAUGAAGGGACCAGGAUUUCCCCCACCCUGUUGGUCCAGAAGGCACUCCUGGAUGUCUUGCCCUGCAUUUAUCUCCCAGCAUCUGGACACCAGGCAGGGCCAGGCCCAGCUGGCCACCUCCCUGUCCACCUGGCUUGUCCUCAGCCCAGGUCCUCUCCCUUUGGGUAGCAGCUCCACUGGGGGUCCAGCCUGCUUCUUGCUAACUCUCGAGUUCCUCAACUGUUCAACCUCACUGGUUUUGCACUGAUGUGGAGAGCGGAGACCAUUUUCCAUCUCCUGUGGCUACAGACUCAGUGUGCAUGAAAAUUCACUGCUGAUCCAGGCUCGGUUACCAUGCAGAAGGCUCCAGGGCAGCAGAUGCUUGUGCAAGCAGAAGAGAAAAGCCGUAUCUUAAUUUCUGCAGCCCGGCCUGGCCAGCAGCGCCUCAGCAGCCCCGGCCCUCUGCCCACCCACCCCCCGGGCAAGGCCCUCAUCUCCUGCCCUGGGCAAGGCCGGUGGAGCCCAGAGCCUGUCCCGAGCAGCCCCAUGUGGGCUGCGGAGCCCGGACAGCCUUGGGCCUUCUCUUCGGCUCCUUGCCUGCCUCCAGUCGGCCCCAUCUGCGGCCAUCCCCUGCGUUUCUACGCCUUUCUACUUCUCAGAUCUGAUUUCUAUGAGGUUUUUUUAAACAAGCAAACCUUGGCUGCUUCCUUUUCUUAACUCUUUCAGUACGAAGCGCAGCCCCUCCACAUCGAAAACACCCAGCACUGUGACGGAGUCCAGCCUGGCUCUGGAUCCCUAGCCCAGAGGGCCCUGCCCCUGCAUGUGCAGGGGGACACGGGCUCCCUGCCUCAACUUACCCCUCAUUAAUCCCUCUGAAUUUCUACUCUGGGGUGGGUGGGGCACACACUUAAGUUUUUUAAACGCCAAUUCCGUUUUAAUGCCGAAUCUAAGAAGCCACAACUUGCUUCAUUAGCUUAAGGGCGGGCAGCCAAGACUGCAUUCCCACCUGGAAAGAACCUCGCUGUCCUGCACGCCGGGACAGCAUCACCCCACUCACACCAUCCCCAGAACUGACAGCCCAGCUCAGGAGUUCGGCGUGGCCUCCACCUUCUGUGGGCUGGGGGAGCCUGGCAGGCCUAAGCUAGGGGCCCAGCGACCAAGCCCCAUCCCUGGGCAGCUGCCGCCCAUCGGGAUAUGGCCUCAGGGCCACGUGGGCUGGGACAGGGAGGUGCACAGAUCGAUGUUAACAUUUUCCUGUGUGUAGAUAUGUACAGCCAAAGGGUCAUGUAAAUGCUCUGCAAAGUGGUUCUAUACAAGGUAAAAGCUAUUUAUUUUGUGCAGAGAAAAAUGUGUGGAGAGAUGGAACCUUCAGGGUUUAUUCAUAUUUAAGAUGUAGCUUUUUGUUGUUUCCGGUGUCAUGUAUAAAGCCACAAUUAUUUUAUGGACCAAGUUUUAACAUAGCUGUUGCAGCAAAAGUGCAAUAUCUGACUCCCCUCUGCUCCCCAAUGGGAAACAGCUCGGCUGACAAUCACAGCCCCGACCAGGGGCCCCUGUUGCCAGUGCCUCCUCCCCUCCGGGGUCCCCUCUCACCCUGUCUUGCCUCCCGCUUCAGUGGCCAGCCAUCUGCAGAAGCACUCAGAAGAGUCUUGGGCCCGCCUGCAAAUAAUGGCCAGAGGCCUCCUGCCCGGAGCCCGUGUGGGCAACUGCUCAGCCCCUCCAGUGGGUGCUGCCUCCCCACGGCUCCACGCCCCUUGCCCGUCUGCCAGCCAUGCCAAGGACAACAGCAAUAGUGCCCGGGCCUCUCCCACCGGCCCUUAGCCAUAGACGGCGAGACGGGCAGCCCCCUCCUGUUUCUUUUCUGUAUCUAGGUCUGUUUCUGCUCCCUUAAAAUUCCUUUUGGCACAUUCUCUUUUUUGAGGAAGCACCAGUUUUUCAGAAACUAAGAGAGGGAGGGCAAAGUCCUUUAAAAAUACCAAAAAUGUUUACAGCGUCGGGUGCUGAGCUGCAGAGCUCAAGCCUGACCCAUCGUAACCAAAGGGUGAGGCAGGCCUCUGCUGACUGCCAGCCCCCCCCAGGCCUGUUAGAGUAGAAGCCUUAUGCCCCCCACCCCCCAGGACUGAGCCCCAGCCCGCUGCCCCUGAAUCCCACCACCUUCUCUGAUGCCUAAAGAGGAAUUUAGCGGAGACACCCCUCACCCCCCCGGCUCAGUCUGCCCGCCCGCCGCCACGUCGCAGUCUUUAUGUCUCGGCCCCCUCCUGUCUGUCCCUGUGCCGUCUGUCUCUGGGCCAGUGUGUGCGCAGUGUCCUAACUCACCCACCCACCCUUGCUGUCCUCGUACCAUCGGGCCUGAGUGUGCUCUGUAUACAGUGUCAUUGUCUGUUACACCAAUUAAAGAAGCAGGAAGGCUUC
This is a messenger RNA of Choloepus didactylus (southern two-toed sloth), 7242 nucleotides long. It is a transcript of the gene PITPNM2, whose product is annotated as phosphatidylinositol transfer protein membrane associated 2. Gene Ontology annotation, molecular function: metal ion binding; phosphatidylinositol binding; phosphatidylinositol transfer activity. Lineage: Eukaryota; Metazoa; Chordata; Mammalia; Pilosa; Megalonychidae. Gene Ontology annotation, cellular component: cytoplasm. Gene Ontology annotation, biological process: phospholipid transport. The record is from RefSeq and is a predicted model, not a curated record.